AUGGCAGAACCGCCAUCGCCAUCACCACCCACCAUUCCUCAGGAGAAUAUCGACGAGGCCAAGGCUGCAUUUGCUCGCGAUCGGCCACUUGUAGAUGAUCUCCGACCGGGAACCUUCUUCGAUGACCCGAGUUACCUUGAUACCCUACCUCACGGUGCCAAAGCUCUAGUUUGUGCCGUGCAGCAUUUGGGUGACCAUCCGGAUAGGCCAGGCCUCUGUCAUAUCCAGUCGGUGCAGGCGUUCACGCGAUAUAUUGUGACCCAUGAUCUGGAACAACUCAACAUGGCGUUUGCCAUGGAAGCCAUGUCUCUUCGCUAUGUCCCGCCUGGCCACCCGGGCCGUGGGAAGUCCAACAAUCACAUGGGAAAGCUGUUUCAACAAAAGUGGGAGAAUGAUAACAUCGCCUCUGAUCUCGAUGACACGAUUCGCCACUACAAAAUCGCAGUCGACACUGCUAAGGAAACGGACGAGACGAUCAGUGACUGGUCCUGUGAUGUGGCCGCUCUUGUCACGAAGCGCUGGAAUCGAACCAAACAACCGAGCGACCGGCAGGAUGCACGCAAGUUUUUUGACAAAGCUAUUGAGCUGGCCGGCGAGUCCCCAAAGCGAGCGAUCCAUCUUUCCAACAAAGGGGAGACAAUCCGUCUGACGUUAUUCGGCAAUGACGAAGAGCGAGAAGCACUUCUUACCGAGUCAAUUGGCUACCACGAGAAGGCCCUCGAGCUUUGUGGGAUUCUUCUGGCUCUAUCUGAACGGCCUAAGAUUCCUUACGGCAAUAUUCACCGCAAUGUCGCCCAGGCAUACCUCGCGAAGUUCCAUCUGUUGAAGCGGCCGGAAGAUGGCGACAAGGCUGCCUCCCUGCUGGAAAAGGCAGUCGACUUCGAGACAGUUGGAAGUGCCGGCUGGGAACGUUUCAUGAAUGAGCUUGGCAACGUGUAUAAUUUCAGAGCGCAAUUAUGGGGCAACGCGGAGUAUGAGGAAAAAGCGACCAAUAUUUGGAGGAAAGUCAUAGAGCAUAGGCCUAAUACGGUGGUCGCAAGGACAUGCCUUGCAGAGCUUUACCGUUCAACCGCGGCAAAGGCCCUGGGCGACACUCUUACCGUCGAAGCAAUCGAAGAGGCUACCUCCCUGGCCCUAAUGGCGGCUAAUAUGUCAGUUUUGCAACAGUCAAAUUCAGGACUAGCCAACGCCCGUUCUAGCUCUGUUCUGUACACCAAAUACGAACUUCUGGGUCAGAUAGAAGAUCUCAAUCAGGCCAUAGAGUACGCUCAGAGGGCGACACGGGAUCAAAACAGCGACGAUCUCUGGGAUCAUCACCGCCUACUAGCUCAGGUUUUGAUCACUCGAUUUGAAAGCCUCCGUCGCGUGGAAGACCUGCGUGAUGCCACGCUUGCGGUGCACGAGUCCAUCAAAGCGUGCAGCCCUGAGAACUUCGAACAGAAAGCGGGCUGUCAAUGGGUAGUGGGGAAAAUUACCAGAUUGACAUACGACAUGAUGCCAAAUGUUCAACUGCUUCGGCAGGCAAUUCAGGUCUUCGAAGUCUGCAGCCAGCUCAUGUCCAAAAAGUCCGUAACACGCUGCCUAGCUUUGAAUGACCUGGGCAACGCUUACGCGCAACUAUUCAGCCAUGAGGCGCUGCCUGUGCAGCUAGAGAAAGCCAUCGAGGCAUAUCAAACGUCUCUCUCCGGGCUUCAAUCUAUAUACGAUUCCGAUCGGCAUCCUGAUAUCCUCAUGCUUAAUGCAGCGCUUGGGACAGUCAUGAUACAGCGUUUCCAGACCUGGAGGGCCCAGACCGACAUUGACUCCGCUGUAACGUACUUUCGUCGCUGUCUGCUGGGCAUUCAUGAAGGUCAUCCAAGGUACAUCACCCGCGUGAGCAAUUUGUGUUACGCGCUACAACUCCGGUGCCAGAUGAACGGGAUCAAGGGAAGCCUGGAUGACUUGAAGGAGACUCAACGGCUUCUUAGAAGCGCGCUUGAGUCACCCAAGCUAAUCAGCAAUGAAAUGAAAAAUGGGCUAUUUAACCAUCUUGGCAACGCUUUUCUGUGCUCUUUCACUCUCAGCAAACAACCAACCGAUUUGGAAAAUGCCAUUGAUAAUUACACUGCGGCCAUUGCAGUGGAGGGGUGUUCUCCUGCAGCCCGUGCGACGGCAAUGAUAAACAAAGCUGAAGUGCAGAGGUUAAUGGCUGUUUCCAGCGGGCUACUGUCUGACUUUGAAGCGAGCAACCAGACCAUGGAGGAGGCCCAGCAGGUGCUAAGCAAAAAUGAUCCGCGUUUCUGGUCUAUCCUCCUAAAUCAAGCCAACCUGUUGUACAGCGUAUAUGACAAACAUACAGGUUCGGACAUCAAAGAGUAUGGGCUCCGCGCUCUUGCCAAGUACCAAGAGCUCCUUCACAUGCCAAAUCUACCUCCAGCUUCGCGCAUCAGCGUUGCUUCUCUCGCAGCCAGUCUUACUUCGCAUUUACUCGAUGAUCAAGCAAAAGCCCGAGAUUAUAUCCUAGUCAGUCUUGACACGCUUCCAGAAGCAAUCCUCAUGCACGAAAGCCGGCUGGAGCAGCUAAAGUUUGUCCGAGCAUGCCAUUAUGUUCCAAGCAGCGUGGCCGCGCUGUCUCUCAACGCGGGAGAUCCGCCAAACGUAGUUAUACAGCGUCUCGAGGCUGCAAGAGCCUUCAUCUGGGACCGAAUCGAGAAUCAAACAACACAGAUUGAUGCUCUUGAAGCUGAGCAUCAGGAGCUAGCGGGCAAGUUUCGCACAGUACAGCAGCGGAUCUUCCAAAAGAGCGGGCCGGCUGGGAAGCGAGGUAGGGUGGAUUUGGCCUCGGUCGCCCCAGAUGACCUCAAUAGGCUCCAACGGCAGCAUGACGGUGAUGUUUAUCGCCAGCUGCUUCAGCAGAUCCGAGCCCUCCCGGGACACGGCUCCUUUUUAAGAACCCCAGAUGCUCCGCGGGACCUUCAGAGUUAUGCAGCGGACGCACCCAUUGUUUUCAUCAAUGCGAGUAAAUAUCGCAGUGACGCUCUGGUCAUCACCAAGGACAGUAUUGAGCAUUUGCCACUCCCUGCUUUCAACAUGGAGCGUGUUAUGCCGUAUGCAGCACGCUUCAUGCAUGCUUUGGAUAUGCUGUCCAGAGAUGCAGAGCAAGCAGUCGCUCUGACGGAGUAUCAAGGAGUCAUGAAAUGGGUCUGGGAAUCCGUUGCCAAGCCGGUUCUCGAUAGCAUUGACUGGCAGAAAUAUGAGCCCGGUCCGUCCGGAAAACCGCGAAUCGUUUGGGUGUCAACGGGAUGGGUCAGCGUGCUUCCCAUCCACGCUGCAGGCGACUACGAAAGCACCGCGAUGAGCGAUGAGCCCACGUGUGUCCACGACAUGGUUGUUUCGUCGUACACUACGUCCCUCAAGGCUCUGGACGUCAACAAACAUAAUGCUCGACGAAUCGGCACCGAGUCAGGCGCUGGUUCCAGGCAAGCGAUGAUUGCCGCCAUGGCGACAACGCCCGGACUGGGUCCAGAAAACGAUUUAGACGUCGAACCCGAAAUUAGGUCAUUUGAAAGGACACUUGGGACUUUAUUCAAACUGAAUUUGCUAAGACAACCAGACUCAAAGGUUGUGAAGCAAGCCCUGUCCACGGCAACCAUUGGUCAUUUUGCCUGCCACGGUCGCGCUGACAAAGAAGACCCUUCACACAGCGCUAUCAUGCUACAAGACAACCAGGCGAAGGUGCCACCAUUUUCCGUGCGAGCACUUCUGAAACUCAAGCUGAAGACUUGUGGGCUUGUUUAUCUAUCUGCGUGUGAGUCCGGCGUCAGCAAGGACCUCGCAGUGCGAGACGAGGGCAUCCAUAUUGGCGGAGGUUUCCAUAUUGCCGGCGUGCCACAUGUCAUCUCCACACUGUGGAAGGUAUCGGAUAUUGUUUCCGCCCAACUCUCUGGGUUGUUCUAUGAGCGACUCAAAAAUGAAUCGGGAGAAGUUGAUCUUGCCAGGGCACCGCAUGCUCUUCAUAUGGCAAUAGGCGAGUUGAAACAACAGGGUGUGCAUCCGAUGCUGCUGGGGCCUUUCAUUCAUUCUGGCCCUUGA
This is a messenger RNA of Aspergillus melleus, 4071 nucleotides long. RefSeq lists its product as uncharacterized. The transcript has a single exon. The record is from RefSeq and is a predicted model, not a curated record. Gene Ontology annotation, molecular function: protein binding. NCBI's taxonomy places the organism in Eukaryota, Fungi, Ascomycota, Eurotiomycetes, Eurotiales, Aspergillaceae. The coding region runs from base 1 to 4071 and encodes 1356 amino acids.